Molecule: messenger RNA, 894 nt
Organism: Knipowitschia caucasica
Lineage: Eukaryota; Metazoa; Chordata; Actinopteri; Gobiiformes; Gobiidae
Source: the annotation of a GenBank genome assembly
AUGGCUGUCUCCUCUUUGUCUGCAGGGAACAUCUUUGUGGUGAGCCUUGCUGUCGCGGAUCUGGUGGUGGCUAUCUACCCUUACCCUCUGGUGCUGUCGUCCAUCUUCCACAAUGGCUGGAGCCUGGGCUACAUGCACUGCCAGAUUAGCGGCUUCCUCAUGGGGGUCAGCGUCAUCGGUUCCAUUUUCAACAUCACCGGUAUCGCCAUCAACCGGUACUGCUACAUCUGUCACAGCCUCAAGUACGACAAGCUGUACAGCGACAAGAACUCUAUAUGCUACGUCCUGCUUAUCUGGGCACUGACCGUCGUAGCCAUCAUACCCAAUCUUUUUGUGGGGUCUUUGCAGUACGACCCCCGGGUUUACUCUUGCACUUUUGAGCAGUCCGCAAGCUCGGCUUACACCAUCGCCGUGGUCUUCUUCCACUUCAUCCUCCCAAUCAUGAUCGUCACAUACUGCUACCUGCGCAUUUGGAUACUGGUAAUCCAAGUGCGGCGCAGGGUGAAGCCGGACAAUCGUCCCAAGCUGACGCCACACGACGUCAGGAACUUUGUCACCAUGUUUGUGGUAUUUGUGCUCUUCGCCGUGUGCUGGGCCCCCCUCAACUUCAUCGGCCUCGCAGUGGCCAUCAAGCCAGAGGUAGUAGUACCACUGAUCCCCGAGUGGCUGUUUGUGUCCAGCUACUUCAUGGCCUACUUCAACAGCUGCCUUAACGCCAUUGUGUACGGUGUGCUGAACCAGAACUUCCGGCGUGAGUAUAAGCGCAUUGUGGUGUCGGUAUGCACUGCCCGGAUCUUCUUCCAGGACAGCUCCAAUGAUGCGGGCGAGCGGCUCAAAAGCAAGCCGUCACCGCUGAUGACAAACAAUAAUCGGGUCAAAGUGGACUCGGUUUGA